AUGACACCCUCGACGCAUUUCAAGCUUAACACCGGCGCCCAGAUCCCCGCCGUUGGACUUGGCACUUGGAGAUCUGAACCUGGUCAGGUACGCCAAGCAGUCUCGUUCGCCCUCAAGAACGGAUAUAGUCACAUUGACGCAGCCCUAUAUCUAGGAAACGAGCAUGAAGUCGGCCAGGGUAUCAAGGAUAGUGGUGUGCCUCGUGAAAGCAUCUUCAUCACCAGCAAGCUAUGGAACACUCACCAGUCUCAUGUUGCGGAAGGUCUCCAAAAGACACUUGACACUUUAGGCACAGACUACCUCGAUCUCUACGUAUCAAUCCUCUUCUCCCUUGGACACAUGCGACAUCAGCUUAUCCACUGGCCAGUCCGACUUGUUCCUAACGAGUCGAGCGCACUUCUACCUGUCAAUCCCGAUGGCACACGAUCUGUCGACCGAUCCUGGGACCAGAAUGAGACCUGGCGCCAGAUGGAGGAGGUAUACAAGGCCGGCAAAGUGAAGGCGAUUGGCGUGGCCAACUGGUCAAUUCCCUAUCUAGAGGAGCUCAAAAAGAAGUGGACUGUGGUCCCGGCUGUCAAUCAAGUCGAAUUACAUCCUUUCCUUCCUCAGCACGCACUGAAGGAGUGGUGCGACAAGCAUGAUAUUCUCCUCGAGGCGUACUCACCACUUGGCUCCGAAGGCGCUCCGCUCAUGUCCGAAUCCGCAAUCCAGGAUAUCGCUAAGAAGAAUGAUGUUUCACCCGCCGCGGUACUCAUUAGCUACCACGUCAACAGGGGCGUUGUUGUACUGCCAAAGUCGAUUAAAGAAAGCCGAAUCGUGAGCAACAGUCAGAUUGUUUCUCUUUCCUGCGAAGAUAUGGAUGUUCUCAAUGGUCUGGCUGCACAAGGAAAGGCGAAGCGUAUCAAUACGCCUCUGUUUGGAUGGGAUCUCGGUUUCGAUGACUGGUACAAGCAGUGA
Molecule: messenger RNA, 957 nt
Organism: Penicillium soppii
Lineage: Eukaryota; Fungi; Ascomycota; Eurotiomycetes; Eurotiales; Aspergillaceae
Product: putative glycerol dehydrogenase (GCY1)
Exons: 6
Coding region: 1-957 (318 amino acids)
Cellular component (GO): cytosol
Molecular function (GO): aldose reductase (NADPH) activity
Source: RefSeq, a predicted model, not a curated record